Nelumbo nucifera (sacred lotus) is the source of this 1400-nucleotide messenger RNA. Its product is annotated as gibberellin 20 oxidase 1-D-like. NCBI's taxonomy places the organism in Eukaryota, Viridiplantae, Streptophyta, Magnoliopsida, Proteales, Nelumbonaceae. The record is from RefSeq and is a predicted model, not a curated record.
UUUAUCUAUCAUUUCUUUUUUCUUUUAUUUUUCACUCUUGGAUCUCUAUAAAUAUCUUCCUUGGUCCCAACUCUUUUGAAUUGUGUCUCUCCUGCUAAUGGAUUCAUCAGCCUCUACCCUUCUCUUAUGCCCUCCAUUAGAGCUCAAGGUUGAGAGGGAUAAUGGAGGAGUGGUUUUUGACUCGUCUAAUUUGUUGCAAAAACAGUCCAAGAUACCUACAGAGUUCGUCUGGCCACAAGGGGAAUUGGUUUACUGUCAGGAAGAGCUCAGAGAGCCUCUAGUAGACCUCCGAGGCUUCCUCAACGGCGACGAGGAGGCUAUAAAGGAGGCCGCAGAGCUUGUUAGGACUGCCUGUUUGAGCCAUGGAUUCUUCCAGGUGACAAACCAUGGUGUUGACGCCUGUCUCAUUGCCGAAGCCCAUGAUCACUUAGACGCUUUCUUCAAGCUACCCAUCGGCCAGAAGCUCAGGGGUCGGAGGAAGGCUGGUAGUAUGUGGGGUUACUCCGGCUCCCAUGCCGAUCGGUUCUCAUCCAGAUUGCCAUGGAAGGAGACGCUCUCUUUUGGGUUUGAUGACCGGAGCUGUGACUCCGCCGUGGUGGUCGAUUACUUCCAGUCCGUCUUAGGGGAAGAAUUCAAACAGACAGGAUUGGUUUACCAAAGAUAUUGUGAAGCAAUGAAGGAACUAUCUCUAGUGAUUAUGGAACUCUUGGCCAUUAGCUUGGGAAUAGAUCGGUUUCAUUUCCGGAGAUUCUUCGAAGACAGCAGCUCUAUAAUGAGAUGUAACUACUAUCCGCCAUGUGAGGAGCCUGGUCUCACUCUGGGCACCGGCCCUCACUGCGAUCCUACUUCUCUAACCAUCCUUCAUCAGGACCAAGUGGGAGGCCUGGAAGUGUUGGCACAGAACAAAUGGCAAACUGUUCGACCUCGAAGCGAUGCAUUCGUUAUCAACAUUGGUGAUACCUUCAUGGCCUUAUCCAACGGAAGGUACAAGAGUUGUCAACAUAGGGCGGUAGUGAACAGGUACAGGGAGAGGAGAUCGCUAGCAUUCUUCCUGUGCCCGAAAGAAGACAAGGUGGUGAUACCCCCACAAGAUCUGGUGGGGAGAGAGGGACCAAGAAAGUAUCCCGACUUCACAUGGUCGGAUUUGCUGGAGUUUACACAGAAACACUACAGAGCCGACCUUAAAACACUCCAAAACUUCACACAGUGGUUUCUAUCUAACAAACCACCUAACUAUUAGUACCUACUUCUGAUCACUACUCUCUCUCUCUCUCUCUCAUGUAGUGCUUAAUUAGCUUCCUAGUGGGUCUAAUUUAAAUGGAGGAAUCAUGAAGAGUUUUUUGUUUUUGUGUACCUUGUUUUAGAGUAAAUACAAGGAGAAUCUCCAAUAAGUUGCUUUA